Messenger RNA from Bathycoccus prasinos, 2496 nucleotides. RefSeq names its product elongation factor Ts. The record is from RefSeq and is a predicted model, not a curated record. Gene Ontology annotation, molecular function: translation elongation factor activity; protein binding. Gene Ontology annotation, cellular component: mitochondrial matrix. Lineage: Eukaryota; Viridiplantae; Chlorophyta; Mamiellophyceae; Mamiellales; Bathycoccaceae. Gene Ontology annotation, biological process: mitochondrial translational elongation. The transcript has 5 exons. Bases 1 to 2496 code for a protein of 831 amino acids.
AUGUCUGCAAUGUCUAGUGCCGUCAGGAUGGCCGCGAAUAUGUCCAUGAAGGCAUGCGUCGUUCGCUCCAACACUAUCAGAAAUUCCAACAAGUUUAGUUUGGCGAGACCGACGACGACGACGACGACGAGAACGCUCGCCACCACGGUAUCGGCUGCGGAAGCUGAAGCUUCGAGCGAAGCCGCCACGACCACGGAUGAAGCGAAGCCGAAGCGCCGCUUUCCGAAGAAGACCGUCACGGUGCAUGAAUCAGACCUCGAAGUUGGUAAGGAAUUUACCGGCAAAGUUAAAUCAACGACGGUGUAUGGUGCGUUUGUGGACUUCGGCGCCAAGAACGACGGUUUGGUGCACAUCUCUGAGUUGCAGUCUGGCUUUGUCGAGAACGUCGGCGAUGUCGUUGCCGUUGACCAAGAGGUCAAGAUUUGGAUUAAAUCCAUUGAAAAAGGACGCAUCUCUUUGACGAUGAAGCAGCCGCCGACGGAAGCGGAAGUUGCGCAGCAAGCUGCGGACCAACAGGCAAAGUUUGAGGCGAGACAAGCGUUCAAGUUGCAAAAGGAGAAACAGUCUGAAAUCGCGGGUAACUUGAAGAAGGGUGCGGUUUUGGAAGGCUGCGAAGUGAAAUCGAUCCAAAACUACGGUAUUUUUGUUGAAAUUGCGGAAGGUGUGGAAGGUUUGGUUCACAUCUCGGAGUUAUCCGAUGACUUUGGGGUCGAGGCGAAGGAUAUCGCCAACGUCGGCGAUAAGGUCACCGUUCGCGUCUUAGGCGUCGACGGCAGCAAAGUGAAAUUAUCCAUGAAGGAGAAGCUCGACUUGGACGAAAUGGCUUCGGAUAUGAACGUUGAAGUUGAAUCGUCGGCGUCGGCGAUUCAGUUUGCGUUCAAAUCUAUCGGAUUAUCGGCGGACAACUUCCCGCAAGCAAAGAAGUCUGGAUCGGCAUCGGCGAGCAUGUCUACGUCUGCCGCACCGACUGAGGAACCUGCGGCCGCCGCCCCAGCUGCUAAAGAGGAACCCGCACCAGCCGCCGCUGCUGCCGCUCCAGUCGCCGAACCGGCCGCACCAGCUGCUGCCGCUCCAGUUGCCGAACCGGCCGCACCAGCUGCUGCUCCGGCUGCUGAUGGUGCCGCCAUCUCCGCGGCUACGGUUAAAGAGCUCCGACAAAUGUCCGGUGCAGGUAUGAUGGAUUGCAAGAAAGCUUUGAUUGAAAACAACGGUGACGUCCAAAAAGCGCAAGAGUGGUUGCGCGUCAAGGGCAUGGCCUCUGCGGACAAGAAGCAAGGCCGCAUCGCCGCCGAAGGUGUUGUUAUUGACUACAUCCACGCCGGCUCUAGAAUUGGUGUCUUGGUAGAAGUCAACUGCGAAACCGACUUUGUCGCCAGAGGCGAUAAAUUUAAAGAACUCGCGAAGGAUGUCGCGAUGCAAAUCGCCGCGUGCCCGGAAGUUGAAUACAUCUCCGCCGACGACUGCGAUCCGGCGAUGAUUGCCCGAGAGAAGGAAAUCGAAAUGAAGAAGGAAGAUCUCCAAUCCAAGCCGGAGAACAUCAGAGAGAAGAUUGUCCAAGGCCGCAUCGACAAAAUGGUCAACGAAAAGGCGCUCUUGCCGAAGGAUUACAUCAAGGACACGUCCAAGACGGUUGAAGAAUUGAUCAAAGAAGCCACCGCGGAAUUGGGCGAGAAGAUCUCCAUCCGUCGCUUCGAAAGAUUUAACUUGGGUGAAGGUAUCGAGAAGAAGGAAUCUAACUUUGCGGCUGAGAUUGCCGAGGCGACUGCCGUCAAGGCUGAAGCGCCGAAGCCAGCUGAGCCGAAGAAAGAAGAGCCGAAGGACGACGCUCCGGUUGAGAUGGUUGCCGUCUCCGCGGCUGCCGUCAAGGAGCUCAGACAAAUGUCCGGUGCCGGUAUGAUGGAUUGCAAGAAAGCUCUCGGCCUGAACGGUGGUGAUGUUCAGAAGGCGCAAGAGUGGUUGCGCGUCAAGGGCAUGGCCUCUGCGGACAAGAAGCAAGGCCGCAUCGCCGCCGAAGGCGGUGUUUUCUCGUACAUUCACGCUGGUUCCAAGAUCGGUGUUUUGGUUGAAGUCAACUGCGAAACCGACUUUGUCGCCAGAGGCGAUAAAUUCAAGGAUCUCGCGAAGGAUGUCGCGAUGCAAGUCGCCGCGUGCCCGGAAGUUGAAUACAUCUCCGCCGACGACUGCGAUCCGGCGAUGAUUGCCCGAGAGAAGGAAAUCGAAAUGAAGAAGGAAGAUCUCCAAUCCAAGCCGGAGAACAUCAGAGAGAAGAUUGUCCAAGGCCGCAUCGACAAAAUGGUCAACGAAAAGGCGCUCUUGCCGAAGGAUUACAUCAAGGACACGUCCAAGACGGUUGAAGAAUUGAUCAAAGAAGCCACCGCGGAAUUGGGCGAGAAGAUCUCCAUCCGUCGCUUCGAAAGAUUUAACUUGGGUGAAGGUAUCGAGAAGAAGGAAUCUAACUUCGCGGCUGAGAUUGCCGCCGCGACUGGCCAAGCUUAA